AUGAUAUGUUCCACUGUCUGUAUAAUCAUACUGGCCCUCAAGAUCUCAAUAGCUGCAGUUGAAGCUGUAAUGGAAGAUGUCCCCCAUAUAUCACCCUACUGCACUGCUGGAGUUGAAUUAAAAACUAUACCUGGAUACUGUGGAUGUGGUGAAAAAAUUGAUAUCAAGUUCAUGUAUCAUCAAUGCAUAUCCCCAAAGUGCCAUGCCUCAACAAAACCUAUACAAGUACAUUCAGGAGUUUGUGGCUAUAACCUUCCAGAAUGCACAGCUGUGGGCACCAGCACUUCCACAACGGGAAAUAUGAAACCAGGAAUAGAGAUGUGGCAAAUGGAGGAACCAGAUCAUUCAUCAAGCCAUGCAAUUGCCCAAUGGGAAGAAGUUAUUUCCCGCUGGAAACCAAAAAUUAAUCCUGAACUUCAAGACUGGGAAUCUGGAAGUCAAUUUGACAGUUCAUCUCUACUAGACAAUGAGAAUCCCACAUAUGGCCCCUGGGAAAAUGACCCUAUGCACUGGCACCAAAAAGAUUGUAAAUCUGAAAUACUCUGGUUAGAUCAACUAGUGGGUAGAUGUAGCUGUGGGGAAUUCCAAACUCGCCGCUACUCAAGAAUAUUCUGCAUGAGCUGCAAGAGUGCACAUCCUCUAUCAUACACUAGUUACAAAUGCAAGAAUUGCCGCAAAAUGGCUCCUGUGCCACCUCAAAAUCCUGAUUGGGCAGAUUGGACAAGAUGGUUGCAAUAUAUCAACUCCACACCCAAUUCUUCCCCCCCAUCCAGUCCAUUACAUGCAAAUAGACCCUCAUCUCCAAAUAUGCAGUAAUUCAUCAUGAAUGACAAUGUAACACUUGUACUUGGCUCUCAAAAUCAUACAAAAAAACUUAAAAAAAU
This is a messenger RNA of Puccinia graminis f. sp. tritici CRL 75-36-700-3, 884 nucleotides long. RefSeq lists its product as uncharacterized. Lineage: Eukaryota; Fungi; Basidiomycota; Pucciniomycetes; Pucciniales; Pucciniaceae. The transcript has a single exon. The record is from RefSeq and is a predicted model, not a curated record. The coding region runs from base 1 to 816 and encodes 271 amino acids.